Benincasa hispida (wax gourd) is the source of this 2421-nucleotide messenger RNA. RefSeq names its product aspartokinase 2, chloroplastic-like. The record is from RefSeq and is a predicted model, not a curated record. Gene Ontology annotation, biological process: L-homoserine biosynthetic process. Gene Ontology annotation, cellular component: chloroplast stroma; cytosol. Lineage: Eukaryota; Viridiplantae; Streptophyta; Magnoliopsida; Cucurbitales; Cucurbitaceae. Gene Ontology annotation, molecular function: aspartate kinase activity.
UGAUUCUUAAAAUUGUAACGGGACGCCGCCCACUGGCUUUCUGUGUCGUUGUUCUCUCACAUUGAUUCUUCGGCGGUUUUGCGUCUCUCGCAUUCCCUUCGGUAUCGGAGCCGUCAACCGGAGGACUCCGACCAUUUUUCUGAGGGAAUACGAGAAGAGUAUUUUUCAAUUCUUUACUUUCACAAUCUCCUUCUUCUUCUCUCUUCGUUAUCGGAAGAAUUUCCCUUUCUCAAUCUUCGCUGCACGGCCAUUCAGAUCGAGCUGCAGUUUUGAAGCAUUUGAAUCGAAUAAGAGUUCUUUUUUUUUUCAAGGUUUUCGGAGAUUGAUUCUGUUGAACUUUUGUAACUGUUUUAUUAUUCGUCGAAAUAACUCAUGGAAGGCGCAUUGAAUCUUCUUGGAGGCGUAACUAUUUGCCCUGCCUCUACGCGUUGCCAAUCUUUAUUGUCUCCGCGGCUUCAUUUUGUGUCGUCCAUUGCGCAAAGUGCUGGAUUGUACACGAAUUGCAAAAGAUUUUCUUGUAGACGUGUUGGUUCGAGAGUCAGAUGCGAAAGGAAUGUUGCAGAUGUGCUUGAUAGAAAAGUUACUGAGUCUAGAAGUUCUGGGGAAAAUGAGCAACAGUUUACAUGUGUCAUGAAGUUUGGUGGCUCAUCAGUGGCUUCUGCGGAGAGAAUGAUGGAGGUUGCUGAACUUAUACGAAGCUUCCCUGAGGAGCGGCCAGUGAUUGUUCUCUCGGCCAUGGGAAAGACAACCAAUAAACUAUUGCUGGCUGGAGAAAAGGCUGUUAGCUGUGGCGUUACUAAUGCAUCAGAUAUUGACGAGAUGAAAUUCAUAAAAGAGUUGCAUCUGAGGACUGCAGACGUGCUUGGUGUCGAUAGGUCUAUUAUUGCAAAUCACCUUGAUGAAUUGGAGCAACUUCUCAAGGGAAUUGCUAUGAUGAAAGAAUUGACUCUUCGAACCAGAGAUUACUUAGUUUCCUUUGGGGAGUGCAUGUCCACAAGGAUUUUUGCUGCCUAUUUAAGUAGGAUUGGUGUCAAAGCGCGUCAAUAUGAUGCAUUUGAAAUGGGAUUUAUCACCACAGAUGACUUCACAAAUGCUGACAUUUUGGAAGCAACCUAUCCUGCUGUUGCAAAAAGGCUACUUGGUGAUUGGAAUUCUGAUCCUGCUAUUCCUAUUGUUACUGGCUUCCUUGGGAAGGGCUGGAGAUCAUGUGCAGUGACUACAUUGGGAAGGGGUGGUAGUGAUUUGACCGCUACAACCAUAGGCAAAGCACUUGGAUUGCGGGAGAUUCAGGUGUGGAAAGAUGUUGAUGGUGUUUUGACUUGUGACCCUAAUAUACAUUCAGGUGCAGAACCUGUUCCCUUUUUGACCUUUGACGAGGCAGCUGAACUUGCUUAUUUUGGAGCUCAGGUCCUGCAUCCACAAUCGAUGCGACCAGCUAGGGAGGGUGAUAUUCCCGUUCGGGUGAAAAAUUCAUAUAAUCCUCAAGCUCCAGGUACUCUCAUCACCCGGAACAGAGAUAUGAGCAAGGCGGUAUUGACAAGUAUUGUUUUGAAACGCAAUGUGACCAUGUUGGAUAUCGUUAGUACUCGCAUGCUUGGCCAAUAUGGUUUUCUUGCCAGGGUGUUUGCAAUCUUUGAGGAUUUGGGCAUAUCAGUCGAUGUGGUUGCUACUAGUGAAGUCAGUUUAUCCCUGACCUUGGAUCCAUCAAAGCUUUGGAGCAGAGAGCUUAUCCAGCAGGCAAGCGAGCUUGAUCAUGUGGUGGAAGAACUCGAGAAAAUUGCCGUUGUGAAACUGCUUCAGCAUAGAUCAAUCAUUUCUCUCAUAGGAAAUGUUCAAAGGUCAUCACUGAUACUGGAAAAGGCAUUUCAUGUUCUUCGUACCAAUGGAGUAAAUGUUCAAAUGAUAUCCCAGGGUGCUUCUAAGGUCAAUAUCUCGUUGAUUGUCAAUGACAAUGAGGCGGAACAAUGCGUUCGGGCUCUCCAUUCGACCUUUUUCGAGGUAGACGAACUCGAUGUAGAUGCAGGUUGCAUAUCUCAAAAUGGUUCAGUCUCGGCCAGCAACACUGUGUGAGCAUUGAAGCCCAUUUUUUCGUCUUGAGAAGAUGUAUUUUUCCAUAUGAGGAAGGAGCAACCGUAGCAGUUGGUAUAUAUUAUAUUGUCAUUGAAAUCGGGCAAGUUGAGUUACUUUCUUCUAUUGGUUUGAUUAGAUAAACUGUGCUGCUAAUAGUUUAGUAUUUUAAUUAAUUCAGGAAAAGAGAAAAUUAGGAUUUAUGGUUUAUGGUGUACACUACUAAAGUUCCAUAAAUGUUUUAUGUGCAUUUUUAUAUCCUAGCCCAUCAGUUGAGAAAUAUAUAUGAAGUAGUAAAUCAGUACGUUCAUUAGUGAUGAAUAAUAAGUCAUUAUUUCUUUCGAAUUGAUAGUA